Messenger RNA from Pygocentrus nattereri (red-bellied piranha), 2944 nucleotides. RefSeq names its product 5-methyltetrahydrofolate-homocysteine methyltransferase reductase (gene mtrr). The transcript has 15 exons. Gene Ontology annotation, biological process: homocysteine metabolic process. Gene Ontology annotation, molecular function: flavin adenine dinucleotide binding; [methionine synthase] reductase (NADPH) activity; FMN binding. Bases 131 to 2233 code for a protein of 700 amino acids. NCBI's taxonomy places the organism in Eukaryota, Metazoa, Chordata, Actinopteri, Characiformes, Serrasalmidae. Gene Ontology annotation, cellular component: cytosol. The record is from RefSeq and is a predicted model, not a curated record.
GGCUAAGCACGUGUUAUAGUCCGUAUUCCGGUGUUGAAAAUACUUUUAGGCGUUUAUUAUGCUGCUUAGGUUAAUGUAUGUUCCUCAGGCAAAGAUUUGGUGUUGGUUAAUAGCAUGAAGGGUCCAGAUCAUGCCUUGUGGAGUUGCAUCUCAGUUCCUGAUACUGUACGGCUCGCAGCGAGGUCAGGCGCAGUCUAUUGCAGAGGAGAUCUGUGAGCAGGCUGCUGAGCAUGGGUUUAUAGCUGACAUCAGCUGUGUGAGUAAAGGAGAGAAGUAUAACUUGGAAAGAGAACGUGGCCCUGUUGUAUUUGUUGUUUCCACGACGGGAGACGGUGAACCUCCAGACACGGCGCUGAAAUUUGUAAAGAAAAUCAAGAAUAAAUCCUUGCCUUGUGAUCACUACUCUCACCUGCACUAUGCACUAUUAGCUUUGGGAGACACAAAUUAUGCAAAUUUCUGCAACUGUGGAAAGACAAUAGACAGUCGUCUGCAGGAACUUGGUGCAAAGCAUUUCUAUGCAACAGGUCAUGCUGAUGAUGGCACAGGGUUGGAGAUAGUUGUCGAUCCGUGGAUUGAGGGACUUUGGGAGGCUCUGAAAAAAACAUUUGCCAAAAUGUCUGCCUCAAAUCAGGAGGGCACUAAUCAAGGUGAAGUUACUAAGAAAAGUAUUCAACAAGAAGCACAAAUCCAGGAAAAACUGGACUCCUCUGCCAUCAGCCUUAGUCUUUUGAAGCUCACUGAUGUGGAGACUGAAAAGGGAAAAGCAGAAACAUCUGUUUUGGAGAGCAAAAGCACAGACAUUCUUGGAGCCCCUUUGGAGGCGUCUUUGAUUCGAUCUGUACCGCCUCUGUCUGGGUCUUCUCUCAAUGUCCCAGCACUGCCCCCAUCAUACCUGGACGUCUGUUUGGAAGACUCUCCUGCUGAAGAGGAGAGCGCCCAUCAUGUGGUGAAGGAAGGCUUUUAUGAAGUGGCAGUUUCAGGAGCGGCUCAUUUAACUCGAGAUGAUGCGGUGAAAAGUGCCAUCUUACUGGAGCUUGAUAUCUCAGAUCAGGACAUGCCUUACCAGCCGGGCGAUGCCUUUGAUGUGCUCUGCCUGAACAGAGCGAGCGAGGUGGAGGAGCUGCUUCGGAGGCUGGGGUUAAAAGACCAAAGGAGCCAGAGUGUUCAUCUCCAACUGCGCAAAGACACCAAGAAGAAAGGUGCUCAGGUUCCAUCCUACAUCCCACAGAAAUGUUCUCUAGAGUAUCUUCUGACCUGGUGCUUGGAGAUAAGAAGCACACCAAAAAAGGCAUUUGUGCGGGCGCUGGUGGACUGGACACAGGACAGCAGAGAGAAAAGACGCCUGCAGGAACUCUGCAGCCGAGAAGGUUCAGCAGAUUACAACAGAUUUGUGCGAGACACUAAUCUUUGCCUGCUGGACCUACUCCAAGCCUUCAAAUCCUGCUCACCUCCACUCAGCCUUGUCAUUGAACAUUUACCAAAGCUUCAGCCCAGAGCCUACUCGGCUGCAAGCUCCAGUCUACGCCACCCUGGAAAAGUUCAUUUUGUGUUCAGCGUGGUGGACUUUCCAGCAUGUGUGGAGCAUCCAGAAAGGACAGGGCUGUGUACAGGAUGGCUAAUGCACCAUGUUUCGGCCAUCCUGCAGCCCUAUGGGAAAACAGCCUCCGCAGAAAAGACUGCAGAUUGUCCAGCUUUACCCAAGAUCAACGUGAGACCACGGGUCAGCAACACCUUCCACUUGCCUUCUGACCCCUCUGCUCCCAUAGUGAUGGUUGGUCCAGGCACAGGUGUGGCUCCUUUCAUUGGCUUUCUCCAGCAAAGAUAUCAGGAACGAGUGGAAAAGCAGGAUGACGUUUUCGGAGAAACGUGGCUCUUCUUUGGCUGCAGACAUAAAGACAGAGACUUCAUCUUCAGGGAGGAGUUGGAGAGAUUUGUGGAGAACGGGACACUGAAUCAUCUGAAAGUGUCUUUCUCUCGUGAAGAGCUGGAUGGAAAUGAACCCAGAUACGUCCAGCAUCUGCUGCUCCUUCACGCCAAAAACAUGGUCCAUGUACUCUUCAAAGAAAAUGGCUACUUCUAUGUCUGUGGGGAUGCUAAGAACAUGGCUAAAGAUGUGAAUGAUGCUCUGAUAGAGAUGAUCACGAAGGAACUUCAGCUGGAUAAGCUGGAGUCUAUGAAGAUGGUGGCAAAGUUGCGAGAGGAGAAACGAUAUCUGCAGGACAUCUGGAGCUGAUAAGAAAAGAAAUGUGGUAAAAUCAUGUUGUAGAUAGUCAGUCAUAUCGAACCCUUGCAUCUCCGCUUUUUCAGUUUUAUUGUUUUAUUCUUUAACAUCAUUUGAAAAUGCCACCUUUACAUUGUGUGAACAUUUUAUGGCAAAUGACCUUUAGAAAUGAUCAAAAAAUUACAAUUUUUUUUUUUCUUCUGUUUUUGAGAUGCAGGGUUUUGUUAUAACAGCAAUUAUCAGUUUUUUGUAGAGAUAGACCUUUGAGCAAAUGAUUUUAACUUGCACUAACUGUUUGGUGCCUUUUAUGCAUUGAAUUUUCAACGGUGUUUCUCAUGAAUUGUAAAAUUUGCAUGUCUGAUGCAAGCAAAGGAUCUCUAUUUGUCUCACAUUAGUCUACCAGACAUAAAAAAAACAAAGCGAACUGUAAUAAACUGUAAGAUUCAGUGUCUCGAACUGCCAAUUCUUGAAAAAUCUGCAGUGUUUUACAUCCAGUGUUUUAAUAGAUGGAAGAAGAAGCAAAGAUGACAACUGUUUCCAAUUCAGCUCAGGUUUCUAACACCAUACAGAAUAGAAGCAUCUUUCAAUGUGGCAAAAAGAAUCUAUAUUUUAAACCAAUAGAGUUCAUUUUACCUCACUUCUGAUGACAAAUACUGUACACGAGCAUACUAUCAUUGUUUAUUUUACACUGGAGAAAAUAAAACAUUAAGUAAAAAAGCCUGA